Molecule: messenger RNA, 1898 nt
Organism: Apus apus (common swift)
Lineage: Eukaryota; Metazoa; Chordata; Aves; Apodiformes; Apodidae
Gene: EPCAM
Product: epithelial cell adhesion molecule
Exons: 9
Coding region: 246-1169 (307 amino acids)
Cellular component (GO): membrane; bicellular tight junction
Molecular function (GO): cadherin binding involved in cell-cell adhesion
Source: RefSeq, a predicted model, not a curated record
CAGUUUCGCCCAGGUGCGGGGGGAGGGGACGGCAGCGGCGGUGGUUUAACAGCGGGAGGAGGAGCCGGGGCCGCCCCUGCAGGUGUAACCGGAGCCGGGAGGGCGCGGCGCAGCCACCACCACCUGCGGAACCUGUCGAGCGGCUCACUUCGGCUCCGCGCCGCGCACCCAGCGUCCCGGCUCCUCCGCCCGCCUUUCGCAGGGCUCUUCCCCGGCCUCUCCGCGCCCCAUCGCCGGCCCCAGCCAUGAAGCCGCACUGCGGGGCAGCGCUGCUGCUGCUGCUCUGCGCCGCCGCCUGCGCCCAGGACCCCUGCAUCUGCCGGAACAACAAGCGGGUGACCGGCUGUCGGAUGACCAGCAGCGGCUGCCAGUGCGAAGCGGCCGGCUCCGGCGUGCCCGUGGACUGCAACACCCUGACUUCGAAAUGUUUGUUGAUGAAAGCAGAAAUGGCACACUCAAAAGCCGGUCGUCGUGAGAAACCAAAAGAUGCAUUUGAAGAUACUGACGGCCUUUAUGAUCCAGAGUGUGAAAAUACUGGUGUUUUCAAGGCAAAGCAGUGCAAUGGAACCACCUGUUGGUGUGUGAAUACAGCCGGUGUUAGAAGAACAGACAAACAUGAUGCAGACUUGAAGUGCAAUCAGUUAGUCAGAACAAUGUGGAUCAUCAUUGAAAUGAAACAUGCUGAGAGAAGCUCUCCUCUGAACACUGAAUCUUUAAAUAAGUUCUUCAGGGAUACACUUACCAGUCGUUAUAUGCUGAAUGGACGUUAUAUAAGUAGUGUUCUGUAUGAAAAACCUUACAUUACUAUUGAUUUGAAGCAAAAUUCUUCAGACAAAUCUCCUGGAGAUGUGGAUAUAGCUGAUGUGGCCUACUACUUUGAAAAAGAUGUAAAAGGUGACCCCAUCUUCCAUGGUGAUAAUGAACUAGAUAUCAGCUUUGACAAUGAAAAGCUGAAAUUGGAGAAGACAGUUGUCUACUAUGUUGAUGAGAUUGCACCCGAGUUUUCCAUGAAGUCUCUGACGCCUGGCCUUAUUGCUGUCAUUGUAGUAAUAGUAAUAGCAAUAGUUGCUGCAAUUGUUCUUUUGGUCCUCACAAGAAGAAGGAAAGGGAAGUAUGUGAAAGCAGAGGUAAAGGAGAUGAAUGAAAUGCAUAGAGGGCUGAACGCAUAAUUAAAUUGAUGAAGACAGAGUAAGCUUCUAAAGAGAAGACAGCAAAAACACUGGUGGCAUGGAUCUUGACUCUUGCAAGAUUCCUCCUGAAAGGGAGGCAAUUGUGCUCACUAAAUGAUUGCUAAAACUCUUAAACCCCAAGACUGGUGACCAUGCCAUUACUUUUACUAUUUGUUGAGAGUUAAAUGCCCCCUUGCUCAAGUCAAACUUAACUAUUGCUCCCUGAUUUUUUUUGAUGAUGAUGAAAUGAGUUGACAACUGCUGUUACUAGAGUUUUGGAGCAUACAUACUUAAAUGGUUAUUUUACCCUUGUGGGAGUUUUAUUGAAAAUAAUGGUUUUUGUAGCCGUGCUGUAAUGAGACUGUCUCCUGUGUAACUGAACAUGAUGUUUUUAUGGCUGUUUGUACAUAUUUUGAACUUGCUGUAACUUUUUUUAUGACUUGAAUUAAUAAAACUUUGAAAUGGGCUUUUAAUUCUUCAAUAUUGAAAUGAUGAUCUGCUAAGUUAUGCUUACAGAUUCAGCAGUGUAAUAUUCCUUAAAGCAAGUAACCUCAGCACAGGUGAAAAUAUCCUGGAACUCAAAUGAACAGUUUGUAUUGGCUUUCUAAUAUCUCAAUAACGUGAUUUUUUUUUUCUUAAAAGCUGUGAAAAGGAUGCUUUAUCCUAUUUUUCACUUUUAAUGUGCAACGGGAGUAAAAUAAAGUAUGGAUUGUUUGUACAAAAAAUAAA